CUGUAGCCUCUCCUCCUCUCUGGGCGGUUCCAGUCAGAAAGAGACGUUUAGGAAGAAAGCUCACCAACAAAACUAUCCGCGCAGACACAAACAUGGCGCCUACCUCCGCCGACAACUUCAGAUGAAAGUGUGGCGAAGAAGUGGCCAACAAAGUUUCAAAGGAGUAUUUCGAAGUGCCUUUUUUAGCGCGCCUUCCUGGUUUAACCAGUCUCGGUUUUGCACAAACUGAAAUACGGAAUAUAUCAAGCGAGUAAAAACAGCAAGUUGCCUACAUGUCAACAUUGUCUCUCGCUGCAGUGUAAACAGCUGGUACACCCAGCCAUGAUCGAGGACAAGGGUCACCGUGUGACCGACUACUUUGUGGUGGCCGGGCUGACAGACAAGUCCACGCCCCUGGAGCAGGACCUGUCGGAGACAAAGUCCAGCGGGCCCAAAGCACCCAUCACUGACUUGGCUGUCAUUAACAGGUCGGCAGGGGAAACCGUGCCCGAGGGCUUCACUUGCAUCGACAGUACCUACAGCGGCCAACCAGCCAACCUUAAUCAUGGCAGUCUUAAGAGCCCCGAGCUGUUUCUGUGCUACAAGAGGAGUCGAGGGAAGCCUCCUCUCAUUGACAUUGGUGUGCUGUAUGAGGGUAAGGAGCGACUGAUCCAGGGCUGUGAGGUCAUCCAGGCCACGCCGUACGGCCGCUGCGCCAACGUCAACAACAGCUCUGCCACCUCGCAGCGCAUCUUCAUCACUUUCCGCCGAGCACCGCCCGUCCAGCCUCAGAACUCCCUUGCAGUGACAGACAUCUGCGUCAUUGUCACCAGCAAGGGCGAGACCCCACCACAUACCUUUUGCAAGGUGGACAAGAACCUCAAUUGUGGCAUGUGGGGCUCCAAUGUGUUCCUGUGUUACAAGAAAUCAGUAUCUGCGUCCAAUUCCAUCAGUUACAAAGCUGGUCUCAUCUUUCGUUACCCAGAAGAGGACUAUGAGUCUUUUCCUCUGUCAGAAUCUGUCCCUCUGUUUUGUUUGCCCAUGGGUGCCAAGAUCGAGUGUUGGGCACCAAACACACGUGAUCCUCUGCCUGUCUUCUCCACGUUUGUCUUAACCGUCUCUUCUGGUGAAAAGGUGUAUGGAUCAGCCAUCCAGUUCUACGAGCCAUAUUCAGUGGAUCUGUUGAGCGAGAAGCAGAAGAUCCAGCUGGGCCUGCUCACCACGGUGGAGAAGAAGAUGAUCCCCAACCGGCCUGUAAACACCAACAAAUGCAUCUGCCUGCUCUCCCGCUGGCCCUUCUUUGAGUCCUUCCGCAAGUUCCUGAUGUUCCUCUACAAGCUCUCCGUCUCAGGCCCACACCCACUGCCUAUUGAAAAGCACAUCUCGCACUUCAUGCACAAUGUGUCAUUUCCUUCCCCUCAAAGGCCAAGAAUAUUAGUCCAGCUCUCGGCACAUGACACUUUGAUCCUCUCCCAGCCUGUGUGUACACCCUUACCCCUCAGCGGGGCAGACUACGGCACGCUGCUGAUGAAUCUGGGCUCUGAGAACUGCGCCACGCUGCUGCACUUUGUCCUGCUGGAGAGCAAGAUUCUGCUGCACUCACUCCGGCCCGCUGUACUCACCGGAGUGGCCGAGGCUGUGGUGGCUAUGAUUUUCCCCUUCCAGUGGCAGUGUCCUUACAUCCCCCUGUGCCCGCUCUCUCUAGCAGGCGUCCUCAACGCUCCUUGUCCAUUUAUAGUGGGUGUGGACUCCCGCUACUUCGACCUUUACGACCCCCCGCCAGAUGUUGUCUGUGUGGAUCUGGACACCAACACUAUUUACCUGUCUGAUGAAAAAAGACACAGCAACUGGAAGAACCUCCCAAAGAAGCCAUGCAAGAGUCUCGUUAACUCACUGAGCAACUUGUACCACCAGCUGGCCACUGUUUCAGUACGUCAAACAGGCGAGGAAGGCUCAGCAGUGGACAUGACCCCCAUCGAGGCGGACUUCACCUGGCACAAGAAGAAGACGGCCCUGGAGAUGGAAAUCCAGGAGGCCUUCCUUCGUUUCAUGGCGUCCAUCCUGAAGGGCUACCGCUCCUACCUCAAACCCAUCACACAGGCGCCCUCCAAAAAGGCCACGGCCGCAGACUCCCUCUAUGACCUGCAAGGGUUUCUCAAAAGCAGAGACCGCGCCCACCAGAAGUUCUACUCCCAGCUCACCAAGACCCAGAUAUUCAUCCGCUUCAUUGAGGAGUGCACCUUUGUCAGUGACAAGGACACUGGCCUGGCCUUUUUUGACGACUGCGUGGAGAAGCUUUUUCCCUCUGAUAAAAUCACCGACAAGGGCACCAAGGUUGAAGGAGAGUCAUCUGAGGACGCGAGACUGCUGGAGCUGGACGAGUCCCAGAAGAGCGAGCACACAGUCUUUGUCAUGCCCCCUGAACCUUCAGCUGACGAUGGAACUGAACCUGCCCCCAAAUACACCUAUAAAAGUUUCCCCUGGCUGCAGAUGGAGCUGUUUGACCGUCCUAGGGAGUUACGGCCAGCACUUAGCAGCAGAGCGGCAGGGGCCAGUCUGUCCAGCAGCCCUGCACUACUGGCUAAGAGGACGAAGCAGGAGAUCAAGCUAGCAUACAAAAUGGCUAAGCGGUUCUACUCCAACCCUCCGCUGUGGGCCCGGUGUCUGUUCAGUCACUGCUACAGCCUGUGGUUCAUCUGCCUGCCAGCAGCCGUGCGACUGGCAAAGUCUAAAAGUCGUGCCAUGCAGCAGGCGUACAACGUCCUCCUGAAGAUGAGGACCACUGAGGUGGAGGUGCUGGAUGAGGUGUGUUACAGAGUGGUGAUGCAGCUCUGUGGUGUGUGGGGUCUUCCUGUUAUGGCUGUGCGAGUCCUGGUUGAGAUGAAGAAAGCUGGAGUUCAUCCCAACGCCAUCACAUAUGGAUAUUACAACAAGGCCGUCUUAGAGAGCCCGUGGCCGAGCAGAAACCGUAGUGGCCUGUUUAUGUGGACCAAGCUUCGUAAUGUGCUUCGUGGAGUGGCCCAAUUCAAGCAUGCUCUACACCGAACAUCUUCCAAGAAGGGGUCCACACUUAGUACAGCAGCUGCAUCAGUAGGUGAGGAACACAACCCAUUUGCCCACAGCCACAGCAUGGAAGACACAGCAGACAACCACUGUAGUACAGGAAGGCAGUCUGAUCAAGGCUAUGGCUCCAAGGAUGAGUUACAUAAGGAGCUGGCAGAGCCUUCACAUACAGCUGUCCUUUCCGCUGAAGAGAGAAACAAUUCCAAAGAACAGCACAAUGGAGGUGACAUUGCGGGCUCGGUGGACAGUGCUGUAGCGGUAGCAGAGCCCCCCAGUCCUGUUGAUGUGUCCUCGCCUGUCCCCAGUAUUGUGAAGCUGUCCACAGGGAGCUUUGAUGGUGGCAGGGAAACAGGUACAGGGAAGCUAUUCAGGAGACACAGCACAAAUGAUAACGUGUCUCUCCCUGAUGAUGAUGCCUCGCUGCCAUCAGGGGAUGUAUCUAACCAGCCUCAACAGCAGCGGCAGAAAUCCUUUGCUGAACGCAGCUGUAGCUUCAGCGCUGAAACCCGCGCUGGGAUGCUCCUUGAGAAAGGCGUGAACCACAUGGCCAGUCAGAUGGGUGCCGAUGCCCGCAUCCUGGCUGCGGCGCUCUGUGCGGGCCAAAGUUCAACCCCUAAUAGUGUGCCCAAAGCACUUUUUAAAGACCUGGAGGAAGAGCCUGAAGAUGAUCAGGGGUUGACACUGGGGAAGCUGCCAGAGGAAGAGGGGCCAGGGGCACCAGAAGAAGGGGAGGGAGACGAGGCAAAGGGCACUGAGGAAAAACUGGAGAAACGAGAGAGGAAGCACACUGAAACACUUGAGGAGGACUCUGGGCUGCGAGGAGCGUCCCUGGAGAGGGCGGACGUGCAGGCGGGUGCUGACCCACUUUCCAUCCUGGUGACCGAGAGCGAAGAGUCGGCCUCUGUCACCAGCCAGGAGCCACCGCGCUCCAUGCCUGCUGUGGUGUCCCGCAACCUGGCCGAGGAGAUCGAAAUGUACAUGAGCCUGAGAAGCCCCCUGGGUGUGAAGUCCUCCAGCAUGGAGCUCCAGCAGGCCCAGGGAGACUCCACUGACGCCCCACAGCCCAAACUGUCAAUGGAGCGCAGGUCCAGCCUCCCCGUGCCUCAAGUCAAAACUCCAACUGGCUCCCCAGGCGAUACACCCAAACGCAGCCCCGCCACUGUUAGUCGCUCCAAGACUUUUGCAGUAAAAACAAAGACCCCCGCCAGCGCUAUGGGUAGCCCGGGUCCUAGAUCGUCCUCACUGACUGCGCUGGUCAAGUCCUCCCAGGGAGGGUCUUUGGGCUCGGUCAUUAACUCCAUUUCAGGCAUCAAGAUGGACACCCUCUUGUCGGGACCUAAAAUUGACGUGCUUAAGUCGGGCAUGAAACAGGCUGCAAAUGUGGCCAGCAAAGUGUGGGGGGCAGUUGCUUCAGCUUACUCCUACUCAGAUGACGAGGAUGAACAAGCUCAGGGUGGCGGCGGCUUCCCGUCAAGUCUGGAUGAACACAUGCUGGCUGCACAUGAAGUAGAUGGGAGUCCUGAGAAAGGAGCCAUCCCAGGGUUGGUGGCCAACGGUCUCAACCAGAGCUGCACCAGCCUGGGCAGCAGCAGUUGCAGCAGUGACACAGGCCGAGGGACCCACCAGACACAUCCUACUCCGGGACGAGUGGGCAGGGGUCCAGACUCGGAGCAGGGCUCCUCACUUCACGCUUCCUCCUCGAGCAUUUACCAGAACUGUGCACUGGAGGUGCUGAUGUCCAGUUGCUCCCAGUGCCGCUCUUGUGAAGCCCUGGUGUAUGACGAGGAGAUAAUGGCGGGCUGGACAGCUGAUGACUCCAACCUGAAUACCAACUGUCCUUUCUGUCGCACAGCCUUUCUUCCCUUAUUGCACGUGGAGUUUCACGACUUGCGCACAAUGCCCGGGUUCUACAUGAAUCCCAGUGCCUCAGGAGACAGUAUCCACAGCACCAGCGCCCAGCCCUCAGCCAGCAGCUCGGCUGACAUUAAGACACCAGACCUUAUCACUUUCCCUGAAGAGGAACCUAGGGAAACUCCUGAUGAUCAGCCUGGAACACAGAAGAGUCUGAUUCCAGAGCCGGUGCAGUCGGACCCCCUGGGUCUCCUGGAGCACCAGCAGCAGAGAUGCACUGGGACAUCACUGACGCGCAGCAACAGUGUCGGUGGCCCGCUGCAGAGCCUGGACUACUCCCAGAGACCCGGACACGGCGUCUCCACCACCAGCCUGCCCUGCAGUCUGCAAGAGAUGUCGGAUGGCAUGGGGACUAAACGGCCAAACCCCAAGCCUGUGUCCGUACCGUACCUCAGCCCCUUGGUGCUGCGCAAGGAGCUGGAGACCCUGUUGGAGAAUGAGGGAGAUCAGGUGAUCUACACCCACAAGUUCCUCAGCCAGCACCCCAUCAUCUUCUGGAACCUGGUGUGGUAUUUCCGUCGCCUGGACCUGCCCACUCACCUACCUGGUCUCAUCCUCACCUCUGAACACUGCAACAACGGAGUACAGCUGCCCCUGACGUCACUGUCCCAGGACACUAAGCAGGUAUACGUCCAGCUCCUGUGGGACAACAUCAACCUGCACCAAGAACAUGGAGAUCCCCUCUACCUGCUCUGGAGGACCUUGUUGGAGAAGAAGGGGACGUUGGCUCCGACAGACCACCAGGAGAUUCGUACCCUCCUCAACACAAUUGUUCGCAACAUCCAGACCAAUGACGUCUACGGGCCAAUCAACCUGUUGAUCCGAGAGAUCAAACGGCGCCCAGAGGGUGUCAAACGGCAGAGGAGUAUCUAUAGAGAAAUAUUGUUCCUCUCACUGGUGGCCUUGGGGAAGGAGAACAUCGACGUAGAGGCCUUCGACAGGGAGUACCGCCUGGCUUACGACGAACUGAGCGCUGAGCAGCUCAAGUCUUUGCACCGCAUGGAUCGACCGCCCAGCCCCAGCGUCCAGUGGUGCCUUAAAUGCUUUGGAACCCCCUUCAUCUGACCACCAACACCUGCAGCAAAGAUGAAAAAUCUGACUGGCCAAGUGCGACGGCAGGAGGGAAGGAUAGGCGGCGGGCCGGGGUGUGAGCGGAAAAUGAUUUUGUAUUUAAACACCUCCAAUCGCCCGAACAUGGUACUUCUUUUUCCCCUCGUCUUGGAAGAUGCCCAUUGUCUGCUUUUUUUACAACCAUAUUAUGCUUUUCAUGGGUUUUCCGAGCAGCAACUUACAGGUGGGACUGUGUCUGUAAAUCGCUUGGUAAGCUGCAGUGAAUCAUUUAGGACUAGUUGAGGUGUGUUUCUUUACAGAUGGUGUACAGAAUGAUUAAUCACUGUACAUAAUAUUGACUGCCCAUAGGGUGACAUAGCUGUGUUUGUGUGCGUGUGUGUGUGUGUGUGUGUGUGUGUGUGUGUGUGUGUGUGUGUGUGUGUGUGUGUGUGUAAUUAUGCAGUUACUUCCCUGUCUCGUAGCCUUUUGCCCACUUUGCUUAAAUCUGUCCUAAGUAUCCCAGAUUAGAUCAGUCUGAGUUAUUUGAGACUGUGUACAGACCCCGAUUGUUCCUUUGUGCACUUUCAAAAAAACAAAAAAACAACCCCAGUAACUCAAGUCCAACUGUCUUUUUUGUACAUAUUGUUUACUUUGGGGGGGGGAUCUGAAACCAGGGUUGCCUGUUUUUUGGAGGUCUCAAUGCCUUGACUGUUUGUGUGAUCCACGUCUUAAUGAAUGUUCCAGUUUGUUUCAUUUUAACUGUACAGGUUCAUAGUGAGGCUCUCUGUCUGUGUAAAUAUGUUGGAAGCACACUUGUAAAUGGGAGAGGACUGAGGACAAUCACUAAUUAUCAAUCACUAAAAUUGAUUCUACAACAUUCCAGGUUUCCUGCAAUCAAAACAGGUCUAAAAAAGUAUUACUGAUCUCUGCAACAAUCUCUGGAGAGAUUAUAAAAACUAUCAAUUCCCACACAUUAAAACAAGACGCAUGUUCUCUUGCAGGGAAAGACAGCUUGGUGACGGAACAGUCAGUCCAACUUGUGUUUUUAAUAUCUGCAUUUUUUUAACAGUAACGAACUGUACUUGUUCAGCUAAUAUGUCUUAUUGUAAUGUUAAAUUAGAGCUGUAACUUACAUGUACUGGGGCUAUUCCUUACUCUAGCAUAGAAUGAACCACAAAGUUGUUUGUUUUUUAUAAAUUGGGUAUAUUAUUUGCGGACAAGAUUGCUUUUAUGGUUUUCACACAGUAGCUUUGGAUGAUGUUGGUAGCAAUUAGAGCUUUAUACCGCAAAGGGCUUCUUCAGUAGUGCUGACACUGUGUUAAGAAAUACUUUUUACAACACGACAUUCCACUAAAUGCUGAAACAGACAGGGAAAAUAAGCAAAGUGUUGCAAUGAACUGUUGAAGUGCUGCAAUGAAAUGGGUGUAGAUGGUCCUAUUGUAGACUUGGGGGAAUGACUUGUACAGAAGCGAUGAUAUUGUGAAAUAUUAAAUUUGCACUGCAAAGAUUGAAACCUGACCUUCAUCAGGGUGAGGAUGAGAUGCGUCCACCUCGAAACAUUAACAACAUACAGUAGUUUUUCCUCCAAAACAAAAAGAAAUUCUCAGUUAUUUAUUUUUGUAUUGACAUUUGGAUUGCAGAUUGGAUUUCUAACUUAGUAUUUUUAUGAUUUAACAAUCCCCCCUUUCCCUUUUUAAUCUGUCUUUUUCCACCCUGUACUGACUUUGUAAAUUUGACCUCCUUAUGUCAGAGGAUGUACAGAAGAGACUGCUGUUUAACAAUAGAUUAAGUGAUCUCUUACCGUCCUGUGGAAAGGAACUGAAUGUCUAUACUUAAGUGCGCUGCAAUAAAUGAGUUUGUGAACUGA
This is a messenger RNA of Siniperca chuatsi (mandarin fish), 7870 nucleotides long. It is a transcript of the gene dennd4c, whose product is annotated as DENN/MADD domain containing 4C. The record is from RefSeq and is a predicted model, not a curated record. Gene Ontology annotation, molecular function: protein binding. Bases 322 to 6018 code for a protein of 1898 amino acids. Gene Ontology annotation, biological process: regulation of Rab protein signal transduction. Gene Ontology annotation, cellular component: cytoplasmic vesicle; ESCRT I complex. The transcript has 34 exons. Lineage: Eukaryota; Metazoa; Chordata; Actinopteri; Centrarchiformes; Sinipercidae.